Catharus ustulatus (Swainson's thrush) is the source of this 3455-nucleotide messenger RNA. Its product is annotated as protein NDNF-like. The transcript is spliced from 5 exons. The coding region runs from base 827 to 2536 and encodes 569 amino acids. Gene Ontology annotation, molecular function: protein binding. Gene Ontology annotation, biological process: extracellular matrix organization. The record is from RefSeq and is a predicted model, not a curated record. NCBI's taxonomy places the organism in Eukaryota, Metazoa, Chordata, Aves, Passeriformes, Turdidae.
CAGCUUUUUUGCCUUCCCUGCUUUAGGUCAGCACUUGUUGGGCCCACAGCAGAAACUCAGUACACCUGAAAUGAUCUGGAGCUUUGACAGUGCUGAGGGCAGGGAGAUCACACACUCCUUGGGAGGGCCAUCGAGCUUCUCAUGCAAAAGUAGAUUUCUGGAGGAGAGCGCUGCACCCCUGGCUGGCUGGGAUUAAGGGCUGACAAGGGUUAACAGUGUUUGCUCCUGUCUCCAUCUCACCCCCUCCUCCUCACUGUGCAUUUCAGUCACAGAGCUGCUCCCCGGGCAGGCGGUGCAGGGAUUAGGCUGCAGGAGCAGCCUGGCUGACACUGGAAGCAGGAGCAGCGUCCUGCAGCAGCAACCCCAACUGCACAGCUCCAGCACAGCACAGCAACUGCAGCAGCAGCCAGCGCUUGGGACGCUGCAGAACUGGCCAAGUUUAAAACAACCUUUGCAAACACCCAGCUGAAGAAAAUACCAAAAUCCCGUUGUGUUGUGUUGGGGGUUUUGUUUGUUUGUUUGUUUUUUGGGGUUUUUUUACAUUUCAUGAAGGACCGCAAGCAUUUUAGUUGCUAUGUCUGUUCGGGAGCCAUAUGGAAAAAUCAGUUCUGUCCUGUUAAACUGGUUGCUGUUUUGAUUUUCAUCUGCCUACAGUGAUCUGAAAAGUCUAUGUUCUUUUAUGCUUUUCUGGCAAAGAAACUGAGUGGUCUGAGGAUCAUCUAGCCAAGAACACAACAGAGAUCUUGCACACAGAGCUCCCUCUGCUUUCCAAAUCCCUGAGCUACAGCUGGCACCUGGAUUAAAGGUCUGUGCCCUUUCCACUUUCAUGCUUUCUGAAACUGGAUGUGGCAGACGAAGGAGCUUACUGAAGAUGUCCUGGUUCUGGCUUUAUCUUCCUCUCCACCUUCUCACGGUGACUUGUUUGUGCCAUUCUAUGAAAGCACCUACCACCAGUUCCCAACAGAGCUUCAAGACCAAUCUCUUCAAUUUCUACCACUCGCUGAUACUUGCAGAUGGUAAGGAAACUACAAUUCACCUGCUGAAGGAUAUACCCAAAAGGUACCACUUUGCUUUGGAAGAGGGCAGGGUCUUUGCCCCUUUCUCGAUUACAGUGACCCCCUGUGAUGUCCCCAUUGAAUGGAGCAUACUUGUGUACAAGCCUCCACCAGGAAAAGCAACACCAGGUGACCAUGAUACACAAGAGGUCUCCAAAUCUCAGAAGACUUCAAGCAUAGCAUCCACUAUCUUCAACUACAAGGGGAAUUCUGUAGAGACUUACAUGGGCAUGUCUUCCCAUUCUGCCCUUUUCCUGCUCGAGUUCUUGUCCACCGAGCGAGACACACACAUCACCGUGUACCUAACAACUGACACCACGUCUGGGCACCUCUACCCAGAGCUGCCAGCAGAUCCACGCAUAGAUGUGAUUGGCAUUGGCCACUCAACCGUGACUCUGACCUGGAAACACAGCCCUUCUGUCUUGCAGCACAGGGAAAGCAUCCAGUACUGUCUCCUAGUUAAUGAAAAGCACAACUAUAAGAGCCUGUGUGCUGCUGAGACAGCCAUCAGAUCCUCUGGGAUGAAGCUGCCGCCCACCUUGGCUCUGUCCCUCUCUCCAUACCUUCUUGAGCCGCAGCAGGUGAUGAUACUGUCCAACAGUGAACUGAGCAUCAUCAACAAAGUGAGCAGUGGGGAAGUCAGGCAGGUGUGCAUGGGCACCAAGAACACUUACACAGUGCCCAGCCUCAGCCCCAGCACUCAGUAUUACUUCGAUGUUUUUAUUGUCAAUCUCCUUACAAAUGCCAGCGCUGCAUACACCGGGACAUUUGCCAGGACCCUGGAAGAACCUGAACCCAAGGUGACAGAGCUGAAAGAUGGCAAAGUGAUUCAUGUGGUCCUGGAUGGCAAAAAGCAGAAAAUCUACAGUCUGCAGUACCAGGCGAGGCACAAGAAAAUCCACUUCACCUUUCAGUUGUGUCGGGGCCAAAUACGGGUUCACAUAACAAGAAAUGGCAAAACAGUGGUGUCUGAAAAUCUCUCUGGGCUGAGGCAUUUCUCCCUGAAGGGGAAGCUGCUGGACACCUAUUUGGUGCAGCUGAGGUCCACAGAGGAAUUUAACUCUUCUGUGAAGGUACAGGCAUCCCCCCAUUUCCACAAGCCCUUAUUCCCAGUUCUUCCAGAGAGUUUAAAAAUCAAAUCUUUCAGUAAACUGAGAACAUGCAGGUCUGUGACCAUUGCCUGGCUGGGAACACAAGAGGAGAGCAAGUACUGUGUGUACAGAAAAAGGAUUGAAGAGGAUGAGAUCUGGAGGGAACUGCAGAGUGCAGACAGGUGCUCUGGGCCUGAAUCUCGGCACAAGUCAGAGAAAGUGCUGUGCAAGUACUUUUAUGAUCUAAACCUCCAGCGAGCCGUCACCACAGAGACCAUCAAAGGGCUGGAGGCAGGGACACUCUACUUGUUUGAUGUUUAUCUCUUUGGGCCAUCUGGCAUCCCUGUCAGGUAUCACAGCAAAGUUGUGAAGACCAGGAAAAAAUGUUGAAUGUUUUAAGGGGAAGUUUUGAAGUGAGUGAAUGAAGGUUAUUAUCAAAAUCUAUACCAAUCCAAGUCAAAGCCCCUGCAGUUUGAACUACGCUGACAAACAAAAACUUUAAAGCCGUAAAAUUCUAAAGCAAAACACAUCCUAGAUAAUGACACCUCUCCUGUGUAAGAUGUGGUGCAUUUUUUAUUUCCCUCAUUCAAACAUUAAAAACAGAGUUGUGAAACAAACUCAUACACAUGGAAAUAAAAUAUCCCAGGAGUACCCAUGAGAAAUAGAUUGGUUACCUAAAACACUUCUGAAAUCCAGCACAGAAGUGAAGGGGAAAUGCCUCACAAGAAGCACACAUCAUUUUUCAAGUCCCAGAGAGUUUUCCACUUUCUGUAACUCAUGCAGCUAAUGAGGCACUGAGAGACCCCACAAAUCAGACUGCUCUUGAGAAACAGAUUCCUCCCUGCUUGAACAAGAAAGGAGACAAAAAGAAAUUGAAAAAGCGGUGGAACUUAUGUAUAGCUCCGCACACUGAGUAAAGCAGGCUGAACUACAUCUUCCCUUAUUACCUGCAUGCUUUGAUUUCAUUCCUACAGAGAAACUGUGCUUGGUUAGAAACAGACAAAAUUCAGGCCAGGAGCUGGCUCUGGAUCCAGCUUUUCUGGGGAAGGUACAAAUUCACUGCUGUGCUACUGCCCACAGAGGAAAGCAGCAACUGAGGAAUCUUACCAUGGAAAGGUUUACCAUCUAUAGCCUCUGAUAUCAAGCCCAUGUCUAUGAUUCUGUGACUCCUGACUGUAAUAUAUUCAUUAUUUCCAUCCUUAAGCCAGCCUAUAUCAAUGAAAGCAUUGCUUUGAGAAAAAUUAAAUGUGAUUUUCCUACAAAAUGUCAUGGAGGGAAAAUAUUUGUAGUAAAAAUUCUGACAAAUGCA